AUGUCUUCCGCCAAUUCCGCAGACACCCAUCCGCAAACUCAAUCCCAAACUCCGGCUCAAAGCUACAAGAAACCAGCUUCCUGGGCGCUGAUAUCCCUGUUCACGGUCUUAUUGGCUGUAUCAAUCGCCUUGAUUUUAGGAUAUACAGGCCCUAGCAGUGCUUCAGAAACAGAAAGCGAAACCGCCAAUCUGUUCGGCCUGAAACGCUUCUUUGCUCGUACGUCUACGUCGGCUAGACAGACGGGGUCAUCUGUUGCGUCGCGCCAGAGCUACAAUCAGCAGAAGAAGACAGGAUCAGUGCAGACCGAUACCGAGGCCAUGGCGACGAGAACUCCGGUUUAUUUUCUCAGUCAUGGUGGUCCAAACAUCAUGUUUGAUCACGACCACCCGGCGUAUUUGAAGCUCGGGCAGAUCGGACGAGAGAUCACGAGUAAGGUCAAGCCUCGCGCGGUGGUUGUGUUUUCGGCGCAUUGGCAGGCAGGAAAAGAUCAUGUGGAGGUGAACAAUGCGGAGAUUACGGAUUUGAUAUAUGACUUCUAUGGCUUCCCGAGCCAAUACUAUAAAGAAAAGUACCCGAAUGUUGGAAGCAAAGAGAUAGCAGACAAGGUGCUUGGAUUUCUGGGAAACGCGGGGAUCAACGCCCGCGGCGUCAAACGAGGCCUGGAUCACGGAGUAUGGGUGAGCUUCAAGUGUGCCUUUGAACCCGACACCAACCCCCUCAACGUGCCCAUCGUACAAGUCUCCCUCUUCAAAACCGAAGACCCCCUCCAGCACUACAAACUAGGCCAAGCCGUGUCCGCCCUACGCGACGAAAACAUCCUCAUCAUCGUAUCAGGCAUGGCCGUGCACAAUCUCCGCGAUCUGCAGUUCACAUGGGGCAAUCCCCAACCAUUACCCUACACAGUGAGCUUUGACGAGGCGCUCAAAGACGCCGUCACGACUGCCCCGGGGGACCGGGAACGCGCUAUGGCGGAGUUGUUGAAGAGGCCGGACGCGCGCCAGGCGCAUCCGUAUUUCGAUCAUUUGCUCCCGAUUCAUAUUGGUGCUGGAGCGGCGGGAGAUGAUGUGGCUAAGAGGCUGUGGACGCUGAAGGAGGGAAGUAUGAGCUGGGCGCAGUUUCGGUUUGGGGAGGUCGGGAAUAGUAGUUCGUUGUGA
Aspergillus affinis is the source of this 1155-nucleotide messenger RNA. RefSeq names its product DODA-type extradiol aromatic ring-opening family dioxygenase. The record is from RefSeq and is a predicted model, not a curated record. NCBI's taxonomy places the organism in Eukaryota, Fungi, Ascomycota, Eurotiomycetes, Eurotiales, Aspergillaceae. Gene Ontology annotation, molecular function: oxidoreductase activity, acting on single donors with incorporation of molecular oxygen; ferrous iron binding; zinc ion binding. The transcript has 4 exons. Bases 1 to 1155 code for a protein of 384 amino acids.